Dacryopinax primogenitus is the source of this 1440-nucleotide messenger RNA. RefSeq lists its product as uncharacterized. NCBI's taxonomy places the organism in Eukaryota, Fungi, Basidiomycota, Dacrymycetes, Dacrymycetales, Dacrymycetaceae. The transcript is spliced from 3 exons. The record is from RefSeq and is a predicted model, not a curated record. Bases 1 to 1440 code for a protein of 479 amino acids.
AUGGCACCUGUCCCCUUGGGCGAUCGCAGUACAUCGCCUCCUCUGGAAGAGGUUACCCAACUGCCAUCCACAAGCUGGACACAAGCGCCCAUUUUUGAGGGCGUUAACGGACGCAGACUACCCCUGGCUUCGUCGUUCUAUCGCCACGCUGAUGAUAAACCUCUCAACACAGAUUUACAAAAACUCCGUACCCCGGGGGUGCUACUGGGCCGUGGCUAUCCUCGGAUGGCAUAUCCUUCACUGGAAUCCGUAAUAUGCAACCGGUCACCGCAUCCCUCAUACCUCAAGCCGCAACCUCAAGUUCUUGAACUCCUCCAAAAAGGGGUCCUGGUCAUUACAGAAUAUUGUAUCCCCUCCGCGUGUCAAGAAAGUUCAACAUCGACAUCUACACCAGGAACAUCGGAAUCACAUUCAACUCCAGGUGAAGAGAUAGAAGAGCCGCGAUCUGAGCACGACAACCAUGUGGAAGAUGAUACGGAACAGGGACUGGAUUUACGGACACCGAACCUCAUUCGACCUAGGCUGUCUCGCACUGCCGUGAACGUGAAGAAGAAACAAAAUGGUGCGAACGAGAUCCAGCGACCUGAGAUGAUCCGACCCAUCCGGCCUCGUCCAGAACCGCCGCGUGCAGACCUCGGGGAUGAAGAUCUAUUAGGCUUAACCGACUCGACGGACCCUCGGAUCCUGGAGGACGGUAGUGAGCUUCUUGGCACGGGCCCUCUUGGGAUCAUGAAGAAAGAGCGCGUGAUGCUUUGCGGCAUGUCCCCUCCAGGAGAACCGACAUUGACCUGUGGUGUAUUCGCAUCCCAUUUCCACGACCUCUACCGACAUAGACUCUGUCAUCUCAUGUGGGAGACGAGGCUCCGCGAACGAGCUGAAAUCAGGGGACAGCCGAUCGAUACGAGCAAGUUUGUUUUUGGCGGCUUCGAACCGAAUUUCCCGACUUGCAAGAUAUGUGGUAGACGGUUCUCGCGAUACGAUUCGUUGCAGCGACAUUUGGGAAAGUCAGGUUGCGGUGGGGUGGCGGACAUUGACAAACACAAGGAUGCUCAACAGUUGCGCCUUGAACGAAUGGAACGGGAGCUCCACAAGAGCGAGACACUCCAGCAUUGGAUAAGGACGCCCGUUCCGAGACCCAAGAUCGUCUGGGCCAAGGUGGCCUAUACUGCUGGGAUUGACGCUCACAGGGAUCUGAGGGUACUGGAGAUAUUUGAGGUGGAGGAGACGUAUGCGCCACGCUACCAGGUGGUAACUGUGAAGAAUGGGAAGGAAUGUCAGAUUAAACUGUUCAACCACGACGAGCCGGGUGGAGUUCCAUUCUUCACAAGGCAGCACGAGUUGGUCGUACCGGGGAAAAGGAUUGCGAUGGCGGAUUGGAGUCUGGACGAGAACCGGGCGCUCAAUACGAAGGACAAGGGGAAAGGACGGGCCAGGCGCUAA